AUGCCUUCUGCCCUCGCACUAGGCUGCCUUGAGCCUGGACCAUCACUAGUUUACAAGACGAGCCAAGGUAUCCAAGCACGACAGCCAAUUCAAAUUGCCCUUGUUGGCCCAAAUGUAUGUUGGCCCAACAGCCCCGCAAGCUCAAACCGCGCUUUUGCGGGGGCCAUGGCGAAGCAGGCGCGGACCAGGAUCUAUGGCAACGAUGCGAUUGAUAGCAUGCCAGAGUUGGUGCAGGAGUGGUACCAUGCAGUUGGCACACCCAUGGGGCUUGGGAACAUGGCAUGGGCCAAGGAGUGCGUGAAGAAAGGCGUUGAUGUGAAUGCUCGCCUCGACGCCUAUGGAGGCACUGCCCUGUUCCUAGCCAUCGAGCAGGGGAACUGGUCCAUGGUCAAAUGGCUAAUAGAGGAGGCAGGUGUUGACAUGGAGGUCUUGGACUAUGGAGGCUACAACGCCCUCGACUAUGCGGCAGCCUGUCAUUGGCACCACCCUGACCGACCUCCACAAAUGCCAGAUGGAAAGCUGGCCCCCAUGGACAUCGCAAGCUAUUUGAAAAGCCAAGGUAUGAAGUACACCUGGUUUGGUGCUGCCUUGGCAGAGGACAUUGAUCGUUUGUGGGAGUUCUUAGACAAUGGCCAGGAUGUCAAUGAACGGGGUGGCCAUUUCAACAAGAGUGCCCUUGAAGAGGCCGCAGACAACGGAGGCUACUGGACAGCCAAGUUCCUCAUGGUUAAGGGGGCGCAGGUCAGUGUGACCCCGAAUUGGAUCUACGCUAUGGCACCUGAAAGCAGCUGCACUGCUAACAUUCAAGGCAAACUUGGCAAGUGA
Molecule: messenger RNA, 825 nt
Organism: Durusdinium trenchii
Lineage: Eukaryota; Dinophyceae; Suessiales; Symbiodiniaceae
Source: the annotation of a GenBank genome assembly